AUGGUGAAGCUUGCCUUCGCUUUGACCAUUGCAUCAAGGAAGCUUCAUCCAUACUUCGAGGCUCAUUCAAUCAAAGUCCUAACUGAGUACCCACAUAAGAAGGCCCUCAAAGGCUUCUUGGCAGAAUUCACGAAUUUGCUAGAAACACAAGAAUGCCUGAGGGACGAAGUAUGGGUGAUCUACGUGGAUGGAUCAUCCAGAAAGAAGAAUGGUGGAGCAGAAGUGGUGUUGAUAACACUAGAUGGAGAAGAGUUGCGUAGUUCUUUGAGGCUGGAGUUCAAGAGUACCAACAAUGAAGCCAAAUAUGAAGUAGUCUUAGCAGGAGUUAGCUUGGCUCUAGAGAUGGGAACAGAAUUUGUUGAAAAUUUUUUCAAAAAAUUCUGUAUAAUCAAAAUCCCAAGGAAAGAGAAUGAACAGGCAAAUCAUUUGGCUCGGAUAGGUUCAGCAACCGAGGGCGGUGUGAAAGAAACCAAAGAACCAGUCCAAAUUCUACUCAAGCUUGCUAUAAACAAGGAGAGAAUGGUUUUAGCAAUAGAGGUGAUGCCAAAAUGGGCAGAAGAGUUGGUGGAAUUUUUGGCGAAGGGAACUCUUCCAACUAACAAAAAGAAAGUAGUCCAAUUGAGGACAAUGGCUGCUCGGUUCAGCAUGGUAAAUGGAACCAUCUACAAACGACGUUUCAUGUUACCCAUUCUCAAGUGUGUCUCUAAGGAGGAAGGUGAUUACAUCCUCCGAGAGAUUCAUGAAGGCAUCUAUGGCAGUCAUUUGGGUGCAAGAAUGUUGGCACACAAAGCUGUCCGAGCAGGUUUCUACUGGCAGAAUAUGAGUCAGGACUCGAUGAAAAUGGUUAGGACUUGCGACAAUUGCCAACACUUUGCCAAUGUUUCCAAGCAACCCCCUGAGGAGCUAAGUUUCAUUUCCUCACCUUGGCCCUUCUCGCAGUGGGGGGUAAAUAUAGUAGGACCAUUGUCCCAAGGAAAGGGGGGUGUUCGGUUCGUAGUGGUGGCAGUAGAUUACUUCACAAAAUGGGCAGAAGUGGAGGCCUUGGUGAACAAAACAACCAAAUGCAUGGAGAGGUUCCUCUGGAAGAAUGUCAUAUGUCGGUAUGGCAUUCCACACGCAUUUGUAACUGACAAUGGGAAGCAAUUUGAUUGUGACUCAUUCCGAGAUUGA
This is a messenger RNA of Corylus avellana, 1170 nucleotides long. NCBI's taxonomy places the organism in Eukaryota, Viridiplantae, Streptophyta, Magnoliopsida, Fagales, Betulaceae. The record is from RefSeq and is a predicted model, not a curated record.